Pungitius pungitius (ninespine stickleback) is the source of this 8884-nucleotide messenger RNA. RefSeq names its product myosin XVB (gene myo15b). The record is from RefSeq and is a predicted model, not a curated record. Gene Ontology annotation, cellular component: cytoskeleton. The coding region runs from base 2084 to 6949 and encodes 1621 amino acids. Lineage: Eukaryota; Metazoa; Chordata; Actinopteri; Perciformes; Gasterosteidae. The transcript is spliced from 44 exons. Gene Ontology annotation, molecular function: protein binding.
UUCUUGAUACAUUGGAUUCAGAAUUUAGAAAGUCAAUCCUUUUGAAUUAAACAAAAUGUAAAAUAAUUUGACAGCAAAAGCCAAUCAUCAAGUAAAUCAUUACAAAUUUAUACAUAUAUUAUUAUUAUUAAUAAUAAUAAGUCAUUAAGGAAAAACUACAAUUGUUUUUCUACAAGAGAAGACAUAAGAAUUGUAAUCAGAGCCGAUUUUACCACCUAACAAAUUAUUUAUAAACUCACGCCAUAAUAUCAACAAUAAUAAGUGUAGCUUUAGCCCCCAGCUGACUUGCUUUGGUACAGUGGGUCACUUCCUCCAAAGCAAUCACUUUUUAUUUUUAUUUUAAUUGUGUAUAUUAGUUGUAUGAAAUGGACCGAAAUUGUAAUUAUAUGGUAAUUACUUUAAAUGAUUACGUUUCAGAGAUUAAGAUUGAGUAAAUAACCCAAAUGAUGUCACAGUGAAGACACCUUUGUUUUUAAUUGUUGGUUUUGGACCUCCCUGCAUGCCACCAAAUCCUUCACACCACUCCCUUGAGUGAGGUAAAAAUACUUCAUCACAUGAUAAAAAAAACUGCAUACUAGUAUCAUCUGCAAGAAUGUUCCAGUUUGAACUAAUCUGAACCACUAAAUGCACAGUUUAGUUCAUUCUAUAACAAUGUACCAUUUUUCUUUAGCGCUGUUAGUGGGGUUGAUGGGGAGGGGGGUCUUUAGCGCUGUCGACCCCAGGCGCGGGUGGACGGGGGACUGGGGGUAGAUGGAUGAGGGGAUGAGGUGAGAGAUGAAGGAAGGUGAAGUCUCAGGCACGUUGAUGUUGACGCCCUGGUGGUUUUUGGCCCGCUGCACGUGCAGCGCCUCUUGAAGAGAACCGUUGGUGGAGAGUAACCCUGUUACUUUAGACUCCAAGGACUGUUGUUGGCAAAUCAGUUCGAUGGAUGUCUUUUCCUCCAGAUCGUCAUACUUCUGGUGCCAGGUCUUGUUGUUGACCGUGAGUUCAGCACUUUAGACAGAAAGUUGUUCUGUGGUCUCCGUGAGCUUCAGAGCCACAGCCAGCAAUAUAUGUCAAUGUACGUGUUACGUAGGCAGGUAACGGAGGGAGGCGUAUAGCGAGCUCAUCCGAUGUUUCCUAAAAUUAAACAUUGUUCACGAGUCCCAAAACUCGAGUCCAAGUCGAGUCUGAAGUCUUUCGAGGACGAGUCUCAGGUCAAGUCUGAAGUCACUGUGUGUGCUACUUAAGUCGCACUCGAGUCCGAGUCUCAAACUCGAGUCCCCAUCUCUAACCAUUGAGGCUUUUAUUUUGAAAUAAUGGAAUUGGGUGAGUGGGGGGGUUGGGAGAGAGAAUUUUUUUCAUUCAAACUCAAUGGACUUGGUAAAUGGACUUGUACAGCGCUUUUCUAGUCUUCUGAGCACUCAAAGCGCUUUAACACUACAUGACAUCACUCACCCAUUCAUACACUAAUGACAGGACCUACCAUACACAGUGGCAUCUUCCCACCAGUAACAUUCACACAGAAGAAAAUAAUUAGACUAGAAGGAGAAAUGGUAAUCUCUCCGGUUGUAUGUGUGUUAAGAUUAUUUAUGCUUUGUGACACACUUGUUUGGUUUGGGAAGGUCAGCCAUUGUAAAUCCUCCCAUGUGGAGGUGGAGCAGGGUUGGGCUGCCUCGUACAUGGAGGCCAAUUCUCUUGAGUAAUUUGAGUUGAUUAUUGAAGCGAGGCUUUGAAAAAAGAAGAAUUUGCUUACAGAAAAAGUGUGCACACCCAUGUUCGGUUCUCACAACGUCAGAAUAAUCCAUUAAACAGGAAUCCGCAAUGGACGUUCAUCUUUGCAUGAGAUGGUUUAGUUCAUAGUCAUAAAUGAGUGAUGGCAACUCCCAUCUUUUGGCAGUAAACAUCCUGAUAAAAAAAAAAAAACUAUCUGGACUUUUGGAACUGCGCGUCAUUUUGUGUGAGGCGGGGCGACCGGACUCUGGGCGUUCCAGAAGAAUAGGUCCGAUGGAACACUGCUCCCGGGCAGAGGUUAGGGAGUGUUGAGUGUGCCGGAAGAACAAGAGGAUUUGUCAGUGAUUCACUAACAAGCUUUGGGCGUAGGAUGCUAAAUCAAGGACUUCAUGAGACAAACCAAGAGGGGACAGUGAAGAAGACCAAGUCUAUCUCUCCAGGAAUGGAUGUGGGGAGGUUGGAGAUCCCCGCUGAGCUGUCAGCCCGACUUCGCAGCGGAGCAGGGCACCAGCACGCCUCAGGGGUCACAGAGGUUGCACCUCCGCAGGUGAAGGCAGGGCACAAGCUCACCCUGCCCCUGGAUGUGGACGGAUACCCGUUCUCUCGCUAUGCCCAGUCCAUAUUAAAGGAUACAUGGAGCCAGCCUCAGGGAUACCCCCUUCAGAGAUCCCUCACCCCUCUGGAGCCUGAAGAUGCCAGAACUGCACUGGAUAUUUACAAACUGAUAUUGCGGUUUACGGGUGAGUCAGAACUUAGUGGCUGGCAGCAGCAGAUGCUGGGUAACUACAUAGUGGAGAAGGGUCAGAGCCGGCCCGCCUUGAGGGAUGAGAUCCUUGCCCAACUGGCUUACCACACGUGGGGCCGGCCCGAAGAGCAGGACAGUCUGAGGGGCUGGCUGUUGCUGGCCUGCUGCCUCGGGGCCUUCACACCCUCACCAACCCUGGACAAACCCCUUCUCAAGUAUGUGUCAGACAACGGUCCAGAGGAGUACCGCUCGCUUUGCCAACACAAACUGCUGACAUCGCUACAGCUCCCGGCUCCCGCUGCCCGUGUCUACCCCCCCACCCAACUGGAGUGGACCAGCAACCAGAGAAGGGCCACCAUGCUGCUGGACGUACACACCUUCAACGACGAGAUGCUGACAACUGAGGUGGAGUCGUGGACCACAGGAGAGCAGCUGGCCUCAUGGCUCCUUCAUUUCAGAGGGGUGUCGGAGGCGGUACAGGGCUGGUCCGUGUCUCUUCUGACCGAUGAAGGCUGGUCAGAUCUGGCUGGUUCGGACUUUGUCAUGGAUCUUCUGGCUGGAGCCGAAUCUGAAGUGCUGCCACCUCCGGGGACUCCCUCCUCUACAAACUCUGACUACCUGUUCAGUAGCCAGGAAGACAGGAUACCAGCUAGAGAUAUGGACGAGUUCAUUCCACCUGCCCCUCCCAUACAAGCUCCUGGGCUGCCUCCUGAGGAAAGCCGCUGGGGAAGAGAUUAUCCACAGGAAGGUCGCGGUCGACAGAUGGAUGCCUAUGUUGAUGACUUGUUUGACACAGUUCUGGACCAGGGACCUCCGGACAUGGAAAGAGUAGCCAUGCUAAACCGCAGGAUGAGGGGAAGAGGAGGGAUUGGACCAAUGUAUGGCACUGGUAUGCCCAUGGCAAUGCCAAACUAUGCUAUGGGACAAACGAUUAACCCUUCAAUGCCCGGCUACGCUAUGGGAUCAGCGGUAAACCCUUCAAUGCACGGCUAUGGUAUGGCUCCCAUGAUGCAAACCAUGCCAGGUAUGAUGAUGCCUCAGACUCCCAUGGCGCCUGUCGCCGACCCCUUGCAAAUGGCAGCAUCACAGCAGGCCCUCAUCAACCAGCAGGCCUUUCUCAUGGCCCAGCAGAUGACCAUGCAGGCGAUGAAUCUGUCCCAGCAGCAGACCCAGGAGCAGCAGAAGAAGCAGAAGAAGCAGGAGGUGAAGCAGCAGUGGGGGGAGGACAAGCAGCGAAGGCAAAAGUCAGAGCGGCGGUCCGUGAACCGUUCGCCCUCCCCUCUAUCUACAUCUCCCUCGCCCCCUCCUGCCCGGACCAAAGCACCUGCGCCUAAACGCACCAGCAGCUACAAGCCACCGAAGCCAGAGCCAGAAACAGAAGAGGACUUGCAGUCUUUCGGAGACAAGAGGAAAUACUUCCAGAAGAUUGGUGUAUCCAAAGCCCCACGUUCUCGUCCAGCCCCCUCCGGCCCACAGCAGGAACGCUCGCCACCAUCGCCACGUCAGUCCCCCCCCCCAACAGCAGCCAAGCCCGCGGUGAAGACUCCCCACACCCCUCCUGCCAUAGUUGACGACCCCCCACCAGCAGCACCGACAACCCCCACCAGCAGCACUCUCGCUAAGAACACGCCGGAACCAACCUCCAAAAUCCGGGAAAUCAUCAAAAUGUAUAACAGCCGACCCCAACCAGAAGUCAAACCUUUUGAGCCUGUCAGACCUGCUCCGCGGCAUUUCGUAAAGAAGAAUGACCCCAAAGAGGAAGCUCUGGCCAAACUCAAAAACAUAUCACCAGUUCCACAACAAAAGAAACAGUGGGUGGCUCCGCCAGUGGAAAGUACUCCCUUCACCAAGGGACCCCGCGUCAUCUCCAGCAACAUGAAGCAGAAACAGCGCUCCCUGGGGGACCUGUUCGGCUCUCAGAGCUCCCCGAAACCUUCGCCCGCUUACCCGCCGCCUCCCCCGUCCCCGCCGCCCGUCUUACAGAGCAUCCCUGACCCACCGCCCAUGGCGGCCCCGUCUCUCAAUGUGAUGCAAGAGGACGACGGCAUUCGCUCCCAGCUCCACCGCUUCUCCGCUCGGGUUUACUUCUCUUACUCCAAAAUGCCGGGAAAACUGUUCCUGCGAAAAGAAGUGUUUUACCCCAAAGAGAUGUUCGACCGGCCUUACAUCCUCAAUCUGUUGUGUGAACAGAUUAUGAGGGACACCUACUCUGACAGCUGUGUGAGGAUCAGCAGAGAGGAGAGGAGGAAGAUGAAGGACCUGCUGGCAAAUUUCAGUGUGGGAAUGACUAUAAGCACCAUCCAGAAUGACGUCAUGAAGAAGAGGAUUGUCAUUGCGGCUCGAGACAACUGGGAAAACUACUUCAUCCGUCUGUUCCCUGUGAAGUCGUACAGUGGGGACACUCAGGUUUUGGGCGUGUCUCAUCGGGGCAUUCGUCUACUGAAGAUGGUCAAAGCGUCAGGCGUCAACCCCAAACACCUACGGCUGCUCACAAACUACAGUUUUUCAGAGUUGCUGUCAGUUGAACUCCAGGGUUCAGAUAAAGUCGAACUGGAGCUGACGAGAGAAACGUUGGUGAUGCAGUCAUCCAGAGCUCCUCAGAUCACUGCCAUGAUCAGCUUCAUCCUGCAGGAGCUCCUCAAGGACUCGGACCAUGUCGUUGCCCUGACAAGUUAUGUGACAGAUGACAAAAGUCUGCUUAGCUUUAACAAGGGUGACAUGAUUAAACUGCUGCCAAUGGAAGGGCUCCAGACUGGCUGGCGUUUUGGCACCAUGGGGGGGCGCUCUGGUCUUUUCCCCUGUGACCUCACCCAGCCCUCCGCUGCCCCAGACUACCACAGUCUCCACCUGGCCCAAAGAGAUGUCCGGAGGAAAAGCAUGAGGGGAGCCAGACCUGCCGGCCUGCCCGAGGGCUCGCCUCCAGGACCCAUCCGUAGACGCGUGGGCAGUGUUGAUUCAGACCUGCUCGGUCGAGAGGCCUCGUCCGCCGCAUCCGUCCAGGGCUCGCUGCAUGAGCUCGAGAACUCGGGCAUGGCGGAGUUUGCCUUGAAGUAUUUCCGAGUGGGGACUACAGGGCUUCCAUCAAGUGGAAGGAACUUUGCAGAGGCAGUGCAACACACAGAAGUUCCCAUAGGCGAGUCCCUCAUUCUCUACAACGAUCCUGAAAUCAACGACUUGUCUGUCGAGUGCUUCGCCAAUCUGAUGCAGUUCAUGGGUGACAUGCCAAUGACGGAGAGUAACAGCCAGGCAGACUGCUUGAGCUACAUUUUACUGUUGGGGAAGGAAAAGGAGCUGCUGAGAGAUGAGAUUUACUGCCAGGUCAUCAAGCAAACCACCAACAACCCGACUAGGUCCGUCUGCACCCUCGGCUGGCGGCUCUUCAACCUCAUUAGCGGGUUCUUCCCCUGCUCCGGUACUCUGCAACCGUUUGUCUCGCGUCACCUACGCGACAUCUCUCAGAACUACGAUCACCCGUACCAAGAGCUGGCAGGCGUGUGUCAGGACAACCUCCAGCGGUCUUUCAGCUUCGGGGGCCGCCGUAACGUCCCCUCCUACGUGGAGAUGGAGGCCCUUCUGGCUGGCAAAACAUCUCGACGUAUUCCCAUUCAGCUUCCAGGAGGAGUGGAUUUCCCCAUCAGGAUACGCAGCUUCAGUAUGGCAGCGGAAGUGGUCACUGAGUUCUGUAAAGAGAUGAGCAUCUCAAACCCCACAGAAAUCAAAGAGUUCUCCAUCCUCGCCCACCAGAAUCAGGGUGAGAUGGUGCGUCCCCUCCGAGCCGAGGAGUAUCUAUUUGACUUCCUGCUGGACGACGGCUCCGUCUUCUUCUCCCUGAGACGACUGAUGUGGAGGAGCCCUCUGUCCUACAACAGUGACCUCUACGUGGAGUUCCACUAUCAGCAGCUCCUGGUCGACUUCCGCAGUGGGCGGCUGAUGGUUACUCCUGCUGCAGGGGGUCCCUCCUCGGUCCAGCAGAUAGCAGAGCUGUCAGCCCUGCAGUAUCUGGCCCAGGGACUGCAGGACCAGCCCUCACUGCGAGAGUUGAAGGAGUACCUGCCAUCACAGGAUGGACUCAGCCGCAAAGCUGAAGAGAUCCACUCUUUCUGCCUGGGACAGAUAGCCACCAUGCACUCGCUCAGCCCUCAAGACGCCAAAAUACAAUUCAUUGAGAUGCUGUGCACCAUGCCUCAGUUUGGCUCCAACUCCUUUCUGGCCCAGAAGGUCAGUCAGCGUGGCUGUCCCUCCCCGUGCAUGGUCUCCAUCAGCCAGGAGGGAGUGCUGUUCCUCCACCCCAAAACACAGCAGAGAGCGUUUAUGAUUCAUCUGGCCGACGUGCGGUCCAUGCGCACCAUCGGCCCCAAGAAACAAGGCAAAGUGCCCUCUGUGGAAAUCCAAUACAACAGCCAGGGUCGGGCCAAGAAAGUCACCGCUCAUCUCAAAGAGGCUAAAGAGUUUUGCCACAUCCUCGCUCUGAUGAUGGAAGAGUUGGUUUGACCGUCAGACAGCAUCUCCCUUUCAAACUUCUAAUGUGUCACACACACAGUAUUGAGAAUUGUUGUUAAUCAGUGAGUUUUUAUGUUUUACCGGUUUUUGUUAAUUGCUUUUUCCCUGUAAACCUUAAUGGGCAGUGUGUCAUUUACUGGAUCGAAGCUAUUGAUAAAAUCAACGAGGGGACACGUGCAAGGCUCUGAUCGGAGGACUACAGGAGGGAUUUGAGUCAAUCACCAAUUGUUGUAGGAAUAAACCCAAUACCUUGUUGAAAUUGAAAUUGAAAUCCAAUGGUGUAAUUUUUUUUUUAACUAAGCAUUUAUGGCUCACUAUUGGAAGUUUAUGUUGUGACAAUGUCUUGCAACGCAAGUGGAGCAUUAAAGAAUGUGUUGACUCAAUCUAUAUACUUGGUUUUAUUUUGUAUUAAAUUUAUUUUGGCUCAAGGAGGCUUCCAAAAGAAUAAAUAGGUGAGUUUAAGUGGCUUAAGUUCUGGCCUCGGACUCAACAUUCCUCCACUAUUAACGCUUUAAGCAGUUUAGCUGUUUGAUUGGCUGCAAGCCGUUUCAGCCUUUGUGCAGACUUUUGUUGUCUUCAACCAAAGUCUGGAGCAUUUUGUGAAAACUGUCUAACUCCAUCGAUCGAACGCUUGUGGGGAUAAAACACCUGCAACCAAUCAAGAGUCACUUUUAAAGAGGGUCCAAGUUCUCUUUUUUUUUUUUUUUUUUAUCAAAACUUUUACCUGUCAGUCCACACAACUUCACGUUCACUCCGGUAACAGGUUACCAUGACGUUUGGACCAAAGUGACAAUAGAAUAUGCUGACGAUUAUAAAAAAAAUUGGAAUUAAACCAGUGCCGACCGUUUGGGAAGCUGUUAAAUCCUUCCAGUCUUGCUCUCAAGACUCUUUGUCUUUGUCUCGUUUAGAGACCUUUCUGUACUUGUUCUUGUUAUGCCUUGACUAUCUGAAUCUCGUCCCUACCCUCUGUUACUGUGACUAACACAAAUUCCGCUAAUUCACAUUACAGCAACACGUACAAAACCUCAAUACCGUGCAGAUUUCAAUCAUCUCAUUAUUCACUUCCCUUUGAAUCUGCUUCCCCUACAGUUAUUUGGGGCAUCUCUGUGGGCUCGUUGCGUUUACUUAUUCAAAUUAAACUGUGGGUUGUUGAGAAUAGUGUUCCAGAAGACACAAAGCACACUCUUCUCUGCUGCGUUCCUCCUCUUACGGAGUCCUCAGUGUUCAUCUCAGGAAGUGGAAUUCUUCAAAUCAAAGUCAAGAAGAGGCAACUUUGUUGUUUUGAAGUUUUUAUUUCAGCAAGCCCAUCAGUAACACAUGAAUUUCAUUCCAAAUGACGUCAACAAAAACAGUACCAUGUAUUGAUUCAAAUUGAAAUGAUUCUGAAUUUUUGUGUUAAACUGUACUGUAAUUCUGUACCGAGAAGACAGGUGUAUGAAAACUGAACUUGACUGAAUACACAAUUAAUGUUGCAUUUGGUUGAUGCUUUUAAUAUUUCCUGUUCAAAGAGGCAGAGAGACCUUCCCAUUAAAUAGAACACGUUUCAAUUCGAAAUGUAUCUGUGUUAUUCUUUCAUCAGAUCCAACAAACGGGACUGGUAUGAAAGCCCCACAUGUGAAGAAUGCUUGGGGAAUUGGAGAGCAGACGCAGACCCGGUGGGCCGACAGGUAUUGAUUUACCAAGUGGGUGAAGUUACACUGUGGAGGCAGCCAGGCAACCGGAUCUCAACUUUGAUAUCAGCAGGGAGUCUGCUGCCUGAAGGUCACAUGGGAGCAGCAAGAUGUGUGAUUCUAUUUCCUUAUAAGAAAUAGCCUUAUAUUUUUAUAAAGCAUUUGCAGCUAUAACUUACAUUCAGAUCCACAGCAACAACAAGCAUGUUCUUCCAUACACCUUUGAAACAGGACGGAAGAAAUAUAAAAUGUGGUG